Messenger RNA from Aplysia californica (California sea hare), 1878 nucleotides. Its product is annotated as GS homeobox 2. NCBI's taxonomy places the organism in Eukaryota, Metazoa, Mollusca, Gastropoda, Aplysiida, Aplysiidae. The coding region runs from base 1 to 1467 and encodes 488 amino acids. Gene Ontology annotation, molecular function: DNA-binding transcription factor activity, RNA polymerase II-specific; sequence-specific double-stranded DNA binding. Gene Ontology annotation, biological process: regulation of DNA-templated transcription. The transcript is spliced from 3 exons. Gene Ontology annotation, cellular component: nucleus. The record is from RefSeq and is a predicted model, not a curated record.
AUGUCACGGUCUUUCUACGUAGACUCGCUCAUAGUGAAAAAACCUGCAGUGUCCCGACAAGGUUCCUCCCCUCUCUCCGCCCCUGCACCCCACGCCUCCACCGUCUUGGGGUCCCACCACGCCGCCCUACUUGCCCGCGCCCACUCAGCCUCCCUUCACCCCUCAUCCCCCCACCACCCUCACCACAGCAUGCCCACCCCGGGUAUCGCCUGCUAUUCCAGACACCCUGCAGAACUUCUGGGAGCCCUGUGCUGCCCCUUGUGUGUCCACGCCCCCACCCCUAACCCUACCGGACUCACCCCUCACAGCUUCGCUGCGGCUGCUGCUGUGGCCGCUGCUCACAGCAUGACGUCAUCUAGUCCAGUGCUGACGUCACACCCGUCCUCACCCGUUAUGCAGACCCAUCACAGACUACAAAUGACCGGCUCCGUGUCACCUCCCACUCUGACAUCACCGUACCCCCACAGCCACCCGUACCCCCGGCCAGAGGUCACAACCCCGAGGCUGGAUUCCUCACCGGGUGGGGGUCAGGGUAGACAACCCACAGACCACAGGGUGUCUCCACCAGGUUACUCCCCCUCCCCACCCAGCGGCGACCUCCCCAGGAAGAGAGUCAAGUGUUCAGAGCCCAGUGUGAACGGCCCUUCCGAUGAUCUACCGUCCUCUAAGCGCAUGCGCACAGCCUUCACCAGCACCCAGCUCCUAGAGCUAGAGAGAGCUUUCGGUACCAACAUGUACCUGUCUCGUCUGCGCAGAAUCGAGAUAGCCACCUGCCUAAAUCUCUCGGAGAAACAGGUCAAGAUCUGGUUCCAGAACCGUCGAGUGAAGCACAAGAAAGAGGGUCAAGAUGGCGACAGACACAGCUCCGUUGGCUGCAGGUGUCUUCGCUCGUGCUCCAGUAACUCAGGGAGGAAGAGGGAGGACAUCUCUUCAACCUCCUCGUCCUCCUGCACGCAGAUGAGCGGUGGUGGUGAGGGAGAGGAUGAGGAAGAGUAUGAGGAGGGCGACAGAGGGAGUGGAUCGGAGAGCGAUGACGUAGACUGUGGCGACAGCAAAGAAGAGCUCGUGUCUGGGUGUGACCUGAACUUCCUAAACAACUCAACAAUGAAGGAGAGGCUUACUUCUUACCCAAAUAUAAGUGAGGCCUCCAGUGUCGUUAGAGACGCGGACUCACUUUACAUACGUGUAGAUCAGGAGAAGCACAUCCUGAAGACAGACGAAGCCUUCAACUCUAAGAUACCGCCAUCAGCUCUCCAGGGCUUAACAGAGAUGAGUAACGGUCAUCCUUUCGUUCCUCAAAUGAAAGAACCACUCGCGUCUUCGCAGACGAAUUUUUUCAGAGGUGAGCCCAGCACAGGAAAUGAUGCCAUCACAAAUAGUACACAGAGUUCUGCCGUGACCUUGACUUACGGGCGGUCUCCGUACGGUCAUAGCGGUGAGAAUCUGUGUGAGUCUACAGUGAGUUGAGGAGACAGAGCGGGGAGAGAAUAGAGACAGAAAACAAUUUGCCGAUGAGUCAAGGCAGAAAAGAUAUCAAUAAAAAAUGAGACAAGUACUCGUUCAUUAUUUCGUUAGGUUUUAUACAUUUGUAAAUAGCCAAGCUCAGUUAUUACCAAUCACAUCUAUCUGGUGUCUGUGGUGCAGCGGUUAGGUGCUUGGCCGUCGCAUACAGAAGACUUGAGUUCGAUUCCUGUGUGUGGAAAAUUUCCAUCGAGUAUAUAUAUGUCUUUCUACUGGGACUUUGUAUCCCAAGAUUGUAUAUGCAGAGGAGAAUAUUUUUAAAGAGAAAUAGGAGAAAUAACGAUCAAGAUGGAUUGAGGCAUUUUAGUUUUAGUAAGAAUUUUACGGCACUCGCAACACAAGAAGGUCAUAUAAGUG